Messenger RNA from Megalobrama amblycephala (Wuchang bream), 2711 nucleotides. Its product is annotated as protocadherin-like wing polarity protein stan. The transcript has 16 exons. The record is from RefSeq and is a predicted model, not a curated record. Gene Ontology annotation, biological process: multicellular organism development; adherens junction organization; cell morphogenesis. Gene Ontology annotation, molecular function: cadherin binding; calcium ion binding. Bases 90 to 1889 code for a protein of 599 amino acids. Gene Ontology annotation, cellular component: catenin complex; adherens junction; plasma membrane. NCBI's taxonomy places the organism in Eukaryota, Metazoa, Chordata, Actinopteri, Cypriniformes, Xenocyprididae.
AAAUUGUUUAUGGCAUCCAAUAAAUAACAGCUCAGAAAGUGAAUAAAUAGUCCUUCUCUUCACAAUUCAAGCUUCACUGACAGUGAGUUAUGGAAAAGAUGGCCUUAUUCUCUGUGUUAAUUAUCUUAGCUUGUCUGCAUGUCCACAGUGUGAGGAGUGCUCUUGGUACCACAAAGUUAGACUGUGUAAGUGGAGGUAGUUUCACUGUGGGAACUGUCGACGAGGGAUAUGAAGGAGAUGUAGAGAUUAUCACUAAUAUCGGGCCUAAUGAUCGUCCAAUUCUGGAGCCACAUUUGACUGCCAAUGUUCUGACAAUAUUAGAGCUAGUUUACACUGAAGGAGACUCAACCGCUAUCGUACGGACCAUCAAACCACUGGAUGCUGAAGAAACAUACAUGUAUGCAGAUGCUGUGUAUUAUUUUAUCACCUGCGCAAGAGGGCCGAAAAACCACCGGACACUGUAUGUUCGGGAUGUCAAUGAACACCCUCCAAUCUUCCAGAGCAAAUCAUACAGUGCCACGCUGUCAGAGACGACGGCUUUGGGUUCAUAUCUGUUCACAGUGACGGCGUCUGAUGCAGAUGCAACUGAUACCAACAAAAGAAUUUGGUAUUCUGCACUGCCUCCAGCACCAGAUGCCUUUGAAGUGAAUGUAAUGAAUGGUAACAUCAGGUUGAUUAAACGUCCGAACUACAACAAUGUUCAACAGUACAUCUUCACCGUGGAAGCUAAAGAUAUAGGAGAACUCAGUGACACAACAACAGUUAAAAUAACGGUUAUAGAUUUUGACAACCUAAACCCUUAUUUUGAUCACAGUCUCUACAAGGCGUCCAUUGAGGAAAAUCAGGUAGGACACUUCUCAGAUAUCACUCCCGAGGCCAUAAAAGCUCAAGAUGGUGACACGGGAAUCAACGUGCCUGUAGUUUACAGCAUAACAGCAGUCCUUCCAAAUCAAUAUCAGAGCAACUUUGAAAUCGACCAAAACAGUGGGGUCAUCUCUGUGACGACGGCACUAGACAGAGAGGAAAUAGACCAGAUUACUGUUUACCUACAGGCAACUCAGCAGGAUGAUGCCAGCAAGACGGCUAAUACUGUGGUACUCGUCACCAUUGAGGAUGUGAAUGACAACCCACCGAGAUUUGAAUACACAACAUCUAUUCUGGAAAAUGCACUACAGGGCCAGUUUGUGCUUCAGACUAGAGUCACCGAACUAGACCUGGGUGGGUUCUCUAAAGGUCACUUUAUCAUGGAUAGCGAUACCUUUGUUAUCAACAGUCAAGGAGUAAUAUCACUCAGGAGCAAUGCCACCUUGGAUAGAGAAACUAUAGACAAUUACAACAUAGAAGUAGUAGCUGUAGACCAGCCUGUCGAUGGUUUGAGCUCCACAGCUCAGGUCAGCAUCACUGUUCUGGACGUCAACGACAACAACCCACAAUUCCUUCCUUUCCCAGAGCGCAUUGAGAUUCAGGAAGGUGUUUACACACCCUCGUCACCUGGAGAGGUGUGCGUGAUCUCAGCCACAGACUCUGACCUUGGAGAAAAUGGACGUGUCACCAUCACUACAUACUCACACAGUGAUUUAUUUCGCUUCAGAGAGGAUGGGACUUUACUAGCUAUUGGAGAGCUUGAUCGGGAGACACAGGAUGAGUAUGAUGUAGUCAUUGCUGCUAUGGAUCAUGCAGUCCCACCAAGAAUUAAUAUCACUACAGUGAGGGUCAGUGUCACCGCUGUCAAUGACAACGCUCUAGUCAAAACUGGCUCUCUCAAUGAGAUUGUGGAUAUUGAGAGCUCCUCCAGUAAAGAUCAAGUGAGAGAAAGUGAAAGUGACAACGAUGUGGUCAUCCCAAGAAAGCCUAUGCUCAAGCUGAAGAAUAUAAUACCAGAGAAAUGAUUCUACUUCCCAGCAUGGGCUGUUUGCAGGAUUCAUUUGUGUAAUAUUUUCCAAGACUUGAACAAAAAAAAAAUAUUUUUUUGAACCAGUUCUUUUGAAUAAACCUGUCAAAAUCUGUAUAAUUUUCCUUUGGUGCCCUCAUCAGAAUCACUCCAUCAUCAUGAACAUAAUGCAAAAUAAUGAAAUUCUGUAGUUUUUAUGAUAAAUGACCAAACAUUUACACACAUAGUGUACAAUGACAAAUCUCCUGAUUUUUUCCCCCCUCAUUUUAUAUCAUAUAAUUUGAUUGGAUGUAUGUGAUUUUGGAAUGUCCCGCAUGCUGCUAAAUUCAGUGAUUGUGAACAUGAAAUUCAUGUUGCAGUGCAUGAUGGGAGCCACCAAUUAAAACUCAUCCAUGGCUCCCAUCAUGCAUUGCAACAUAAAUAAAUUAUGCAGCUGAAUUGUCCUUUUAUUUUCAUUGAUUGUUCCAGUUUGCUUUUAUUUUGCUGUUGUUUUGUUGACUUUAGUAGCUUGUUUUGUGAUGUUGAGAACUGAUCUGUUUGCCAAUAUUUUGUUCAUUGUCACCAUUCUUGAGAUUCAUAUGCCGAUUCUUGAUGUCUGUGUCUAAACAAAGUAGUUUCUGUGCUCGACGUGUUGUUUGAAAUUGUCCUUAUUGCUGUUGGAUCUCAAGCUGUAAAAUUACAGGACUACAAUCACCAAUACUAAAAUUACAUAUCAAACAUACAAUCAGAGAUUUAGACUUUGAAUGACAUCAGUGGAUCAGGUCAUCAUCAGAACAAGCUUUAUGACCAGGUCGUAUUUUUUUAUUUGCAGGUCACAACA